CGCGCGCGGUGGGAAGGCGCUAUCGUUGCAGUAUGGCGGACGAUGGGGACGGUAGGAGUGCAGCGGCGGACACUAGCGGCGGGCAGGGCACGACAGAGGAGUUGGAUCCGGGGGCCGGUCUCGGUAUAAGCGGCAUGCUGCUCGAUCUCAGCGUUCUGGUGCUCCUGCUGGCCGCGUGCUACGUGGUUUACGCGCGGUGGUGGCGGAGGGCGGGCGCGGACGCGGGCCGGGGCAGCGAGGCCUCGCCGCUUCCCAAGAUGAGGAGACGCGACUUCACCCUGCAGCAGCUGCGCGAGUACGACGGCGUGCAGAACCCGCGCAUCCUCAUGGCAGUUAAUACCAAGGUCUUCGACGUGACCAGCGGCAAAAAGUUUUACGGACGCGAGGGCCCCUACGGGAUCUUUGCGGGACGUGAUGCUUCUCGGGGUUUGGCAACAUUCUGCCUGGAGAAAGAUGCAUUACGAGACGAGUACGAUGAUCUUUCAGACCUGAAUGCUGUACAGAUGGAAAGUGUUCGAGAAUGGGAGAUGCAGUUCAUGGAGAAAUAUGACUACGUCGGCCGUUUGUUGAAGCCAGGAGACGAGCCGUCUGAGUACACAGAUGAAGAGGACAUGAAGGAUCAUCAAAAACACGAAUGAUCUGCUGAAACAUCACAGCAGCUGAAGCCCAGGACUUAGAAGGCCACCAUCCAGAAUAGUUAAUCCCCAGCAAGAAAACCCCUCCGAAUCUGCCCUCGAUCGUGUCCCCACUACUGCUCCACCACAGUCUAAAAGCCCCAUGCUGUUCUGACUGUUCUUCUACCAAAACAGACCAAUAGCCUGUCAGAGUUUCCUGUACUCUUCUUGUCUGUUCUUGAUACCUUCUCCUUAAUCCAGCUCCUAGCCUCUCAAUCUCCCUGUCCCAUCUAAACGCUCAAUUUAUACCAUCAAACACUACCACCAGUCCUAAAUCGUCCAUUAUUUACCCUGCAGUCCAGUGGAGAGCGGAGCGCACCUGAGGCUUUUAUAGCAUCCUGCACAUUUACGCGUUCAGACUUGGACUGACAAUGUGAAGAGAUGAAUAAAAAAGGAAGGAGGAAGGAAACACUGAAUACACAUACAUUUUUAUUCACUUAAUUUUCUUUGGGGACUUCACUGUUCAUGACCUUGAAGGUCACAUACAUAGAGUGGGGCAGAUGCCUGGAAUUCAGUACACGACAGGUUAAAAAUUGCAACUGGGGUCUCUUUUAAUUUUUUUUUGUUUGUUUUUCAUUUAAGUUGGGUUUUGUUGUGUGUGAUUACCGUAUCGCAACACACUUCUCAAACACUUCAUAAGCAUUUAUAUCUCAUGCUUAUUCAUCGACUAUGAGAACGUUGUCAUUUUAAAUCAAAGUAAAUGUGGAGCGGAUAUGGUAACCAAUCCAAAAGCCAGAUUGUCUGCCAUCAGCCAAUCAAUCCAAAGGAUGGGAGGGACUGGGGUGGGUGGGUGCUCUUAGCAAUUUUUUGUAUUGUGUGCACCACUAGUGUGUAGCGGUUUAUGUCACAAUGUGAUUGUAAAACAUGCGGGAUGGGAAAUGUUUGUUGGGGGGAGGAGGGUAUCCGUUAGCAUUCUCGCCAUAAAACUUGUUUUAUUUGAACUGCGGAAAUCUGAACGGCUGGUUGGGAUGCAAAGGGAAGAUCAGUAAGGUAGUUUAAUUGGAUCAACUUCUCUGCUCAUUGGUCAACAGAACUCUCCCUUCCCCUGUUAACGAAACAGUCAGCGUAGUUAUUGUGCCUUAUUUCCAUUUAAUUUACUACAGAAUAGUCAAGAGACGUAGAAGGAUACAAAGUUAAAACAUGUUCUGCUCUGCCCUUGUUCACAAAACAUACUCUUAGGAGGUUUUUCGAAAGCCAAGGCAUCUUUCCCCUCCAUUUCCUCACAGUUCGUACGACGAGGUGUGCUCACGUCUGUGAGUGAAUCUGACACGAGAGGCUCGACCGCCAUUAUCGUGACCUUGUACAUAGACUUUAUGAGCUAUUUCAGUGUUACUGCCAUAUCUGCGCUGUUAUUAAACUCCACGCACUGCUGUGUUGUACUGGCCAAAAGAUCCAUUGCUCUUUCUCUGUUUCCAUCUCUCUUUUUCCCCUCUUUUUUUUUUUUUUUUUUCUGCUGAAUUUAUUUUUUAAUUGUGGGUAAUUUUCAAAUCCACCCUUAAGUGUUACGUUUCGUUUUGUUUUUCUGGAGAGGGGAACUAUGAGUUUGGAAGAAUACUUUGUCUUUGCUGAGGGGAAGGGGAUGAGGCGCAAUUCAAAAAUUGUGGAUUCUGUAAAUAUGUGUAUCAUUUUAUUAAAGCAUGUGCAGCAAACAGUGAGGUAAUGCUGGCUCUCACGUCAUGUAUUUAAAUGGAGUUUGCAAGGAUGUGUGUGCGUGUGUGCUCGAGGGGGUGGGGGGGGGCAGAACGCAUUGUUGCAGAAAUAAAUACAUUUGGUUAAUAA
Puntigrus tetrazona (Sumatra barb) is the source of this 2453-nucleotide messenger RNA. It is a transcript of the gene pgrmc2, whose product is annotated as progesterone receptor membrane component 2. The record is from RefSeq and is a predicted model, not a curated record. NCBI's taxonomy places the organism in Eukaryota, Metazoa, Chordata, Actinopteri, Cypriniformes, Cyprinidae. Gene Ontology annotation, cellular component: membrane; endomembrane system. The coding region runs from base 33 to 638 and encodes 201 amino acids. The transcript has 3 exons.